Messenger RNA from Eutrema salsugineum, 600 nucleotides. RefSeq lists its product as uncharacterized. The record is from RefSeq and is a predicted model, not a curated record. The transcript has a single exon. Bases 1 to 513 code for a protein of 170 amino acids. Lineage: Eukaryota; Viridiplantae; Streptophyta; Magnoliopsida; Brassicales; Brassicaceae.
AUGGACCAAAAGCCAAAGACCUUUGCCACUAGCCCGCCACCGCUGCAGCCGCAUCCACCAAAGUGUUGGCUGAACCGCAUCAAAACAUUCUUGGAAGUCCCUAACCCGAGAAUCGUCAGAAUCUUUCUCAUAAGCAGCUUUGCCACUUUUGCCUCAGACAUUGCUUUUGCCUUUGAAUGGGCCUUUCACGGCAAGAACCAGACCGGAUUCCAGUGGAUCAUCUACUACGCAUUGUCCCUAAUUUUCUGUCCAGUUCUCAUCUGGCUCGGUCUUGGUAUCGGCAUGGCUGUUUCGUCCAGGCACGGGUCAACGCAAGUUGCUAUCUCAGCCGUGAAAGAAGAUGCCGGAAGGGGUGGAACUAAGGACAGCAAUUGUCGGAGUUUGGCUGUUGUGGUUGAUCCGACUAAUAAAAAGUGCAUUGGGCCGAAGAUAUUCGAGGGUAAAUCCUCAAAGCUAAAACGUUCCGCUUCAUUCCCGUUGCAUAGCAAAGUAAGAUCAUGUCGGACUAGGUGAGUCUUCCCAUCACCGUGGAUCAUCUGCAUUUCAAAUCUUUAUUGUGAUUUUUCAUCUCAUUUUAUAUAUAUAUGAUCAAGACGUAAU